AUGUAAACUCAUGCAAAAUAAGUAGUUGCAUUAAUCAAUCAAUUACCAAAGAAAGAUGAACUUAAAUUCUUAGAAAAACAACCAGGAAAUAAAAAAAUUAUUUCUGAAACAAAUCAAGCCUUUAUCUCAGUAAUAAAUGGAUUACGAUCAUUAAUUGGAGAUGUUUAAACAAAUUCAACAACUAUACCAUUUAAAGUAUUUUCAAAUAAUUAUAUAGUAAAUAGAAGAAACAUUAGAUUCAUUUUUAGAAAAUGCAGCCAUUCAAUAUGACAAAAUGAAUAAAUUAAGUUUUGUUCCAAAACAACCUCAAGUUUAAAAAACAAAUUAAGCUAAACCAAAAGAUAUUUAUGGAUUUGCUAAUGUAAUCUAACUCAAUAAAUUACCUUUUAUUCCUGUUUUAAAAUAUAAGCAUUAUGCUUAAACAGAAUUAGAUUAAAAAAUAAUAGAAGCUUAAAAUAAUCCAUAAUAAUUUUUUGAAAAAUAUGUCAUUGAUGAAUUUACACAUCCUUAUUAUGAAGAAAUAAUGAGAUUAAUACCAUAAGAUUUUGUUCUUGAAGUACCUACUAAAAUUAAUAGAUAUAGAGAUUUAGAACCACCUAUUAUGAUUAAUAAUGCUGAUCAUUUAGGAGAGCUUAUUCUUAAAAUAUAACAUGAAGUAGAUUAAAAUGGUUAUAGUGAAAUAGCUGUAGAUUUAGAACAUAAUCAUUAAAUAUCUUAUUUGGGAAUAACCUGUUUGAUUCAAUUAAGCACAAGAACUUAAGAUUAUAUAAUAGAUCCUUUUCCUUUAUGGAAAUAACUUGGUGAAAUGUUAAGUGUUGUAUUUACAAAUCCUAGAAUUGUAAAAGUAUUUCAUGGAGCAGAUAAUGAUGUUUAGUGGCUCUAAAGAGAUUUUGGUUUAUAUAUUGUAAAUCUAUUUGAUACUUUCCAUGCAUCAAAGGAAUUAUAACUUAUGUAAAAUUCAUUUUAGUUUUUGCUCUCAGAAUAUUGUAAGAAAUCAACUGAUAAAACAUAUUAAACAGCUGAUUGGACUUAAAGACCAUUAUCUGAUGAAAUGAUUAAAUAUGCUUAGAUUGACACACAUUAUCUACUUUAUAUAUAUGAUAGAAUGAGAUAAGAUCUUAAGAAAUUAAAUAAACCAAAUGAGAAUAUAAAUAAUAUUCCAAAUUAUUAUAUUGAAAAUGUAUUAAAAAGAAGUAAGGAUACAGCUCUUAAGAUUUAUAAGAAACCUUUAUAAGAUUAAGAUUAAUCUUUGCAAACAAUACUUAAUAAAUAAGAUAGGAGAAUGGAGACUAAAAGUUUUGAUUUAAUGGUUAAAUUAUUAGAAUUAAGAGAGGAAUUAGGAAUAUAAUAUGAUCAAAAUCCAAGAUACUUUUUACCUAAUCCAUUUUUAUUUAAAUUAGUUGAAUCAAAACCUACAACAAUUUAAGAAUUAAAAAGCUAAUUAGGAGGUGAUAAGAAUAUCCAUGAAAUUGUUAAAGAAAAUCUUUGGUAAUUUUUAAAAGUAUUAUUGGAAUUUGAUGAGAAAGUACCAACAGUAAAUAUUAUUCAGGAAGAAUAAUUAAAUACAACAUAAAUAUAAAUUGAAGAAAUACAACCUAUUCUAUAAGUUGAACCAUUAAAAAUUGUUUAGAUUUCAGUUAAUAUUAAGAAAUUCCAAAAUAAAAAUAAAAGUGUUGUUAUACAUCAUUUUAGAAAUGAAAAUGUUGAAUAAAUAUAAUCCUAAUUUUAUUGUGAAUCUCCUUUUAAAUUAUUAAAUGUUUUUUAUGAUGGAUUGGGAACUUAAAUAUUUUAAUCUAUGAAAGAAUAAAGUUAAUAGUAAAAGUAAUAAGUCGAAGAAGCAUAGUAAUAAAGAAUAGAAAAAAUAAAUACGUCUGAUUUUAUAUAGCUUCCAAAAUUAGAUGAAAAAAAUAUAGAUUAAUAAAAAGAUUUAGACAUUAGAUUAAAUAAUACAUUAUAAAAUUAACAUGGCACUAAAAUAUUAAAAAGGCAUUAAAAAAUAGAAUAAUAGAAAACAUAAAAAUCAAAUAUCAGUAACAGAUUUGAAAUUUAAUGA
This is a messenger RNA of Paramecium pentaurelia, 2053 nucleotides long. The record is from the annotation of a GenBank genome assembly. Lineage: Eukaryota; Ciliophora; Oligohymenophorea; Peniculida; Parameciidae.